UAUAACACGCACCGUCAUUUUACCAAGGAUCUGGGAUCACUAGUCAUUGCGUGACUUGUCAUUGAGCCUCGCAGCGCAUAGCAACGACGCAUAGACGCCACACCGGAGCCAGAAGCAGCGCGGACCCGAUCCCGGCAACAGAAUUGGAGAGCAGUACUAUAAAGAUGCCAUGGAGCAGUGCCACAAUUACAACGCACGGUUAUGUGCAGAACGCAGUGUUCGUAUGCCGUUCCUGGAUUCUCAGACAGGUGUAGCCCAGAGCAACUGUUAUAUAUGGAUGGAGAAAAGACAUCGGGGCCCAGGUUCAGCACCAGGACAGCUGUAUACAUAUCCCUCUCGUCGCUGGCGCAAGAGAAGGAGGGCACAUCCUCCUGAAGACCCUAGGCUUUCUUUCCCCUCUCUUAAACCAGACCCUGAGCAGAUUCUGAAGAAAGAAGGCUUUAUACCACAAGAUGGCAGCAGCCUAGAAGCUCUUCUGCGGUCAGACCCUAUUGAGAAGAGAAUUAUUCCUGACCCCCGAGAUGAUGACAGCCUCACAGAAUUCCCCCCUGUUGUCGGCCGAGCACGGAAGCGUAUAUUGGAUCCUGAUGAUUUUUUGGAUGACCUUGAUGAUGAAGAUUAUGAAGAGGAUACACCUAAAAGGCGUGGAAAGGGCAAAGCAAAGGGGAAAGGUUUGGGCAGUGCCAGGAAGAAGCUUGAUGCUGCAGCUCUGGAUGAAAGGGAUAAGCCAUAUGCCUGUGAUAACAGUUACAAACUAAAGCAAACUUCGAAAUUCUCCGAAAGAGUCUGUGGAAAGCGUUACAAAAACCGACCUGGUCUGAGCUAUCACUAUGCACACUCCCAUUUGGUGGAUGAAGAAGGGGCCGGGGCAGAGGACAAAGAAGAUUCACAGCCUCCCACCCCUAUAAUGCAUAGACCAGAGGAGCAAAAGAGUAAGUCAACCAAGAGAGGCCCGGAUGGUCUUGCAUUGCCCAACAAUUACUGUGACUUUUGUCUUGGAGAUUCGAAGAUCAACAAGAAAACGAGCCAGCCAGAAGAGCUGGUAUCUUGCUCAGACUGCGGUCGCUCGGGGCACCCCUCCUGUUUGCAGUUUACACCCGUGAUGAUGGCGGCAGUAAAGACGUACCGCUGGCAAUGCAUUGAGUGCAAGUGCUGCAACAUUUGUGGAACUUCGGAAAAUGAUGACCAGUUGCUGUUCUGUGAUGACUGCGAUAGAGGAUAUCAUAUGUACUGCCUAUCUCCUCCGAUGGCCGAGCCUCCUGAGGGAAGCUGGAGUUGUCAUUUGUGCCUGGCUCUUCUUAAAGACAAAGCUUCUAUUUAUCAGAACCAAAACUCCUGACAUUUUACUCAAAUAGACAAUACAGGGUGAGGAACACUGCGGAGCUUGUGGACCUGAUCUUUCACCACUUUAUGGAAUAAAGCAGAUUUUUUUUUUUUUAAUGUUUCCUAAUCCACAAAUUGUGUAUAUGCAUGUGUGCCCUCACAUAAAUAUGCACAGUGUGUCCUUUGACUGUCACCGUUCUUUGACAAUAUAUUGGGUUAUUAGUAGACUUAAAGUAUUCAGUCUUAUUAAAUGAACCUUUUAACUGCUGGAAAAUCUCAUGUGACUGAGAAUCUCCAUAUAAAAACACCAUCUGUUCAAACCUACAAGCACUGGAAAACAACACGUGAGCAGGUGAUCCCAGGUUUACCUGCGUUCUAGUAUAGAUGUUAGAGGUGUAAAAUGCUGGCGCAUACGGAAAAUGUAUGUAGAUCCUUAACUCAGACUCUCUUAGGUACAUCAACACAUACCGUAUGGUGUUUUCCUUCCCUGGGGCUAUCUGGCGUAAAUGGGAAGAGUGAAUUCUUGUGUAUGACUAUUCUUUACUAAUUUAUCAAAAGCUGUCAGCCUCUUCCCGAAAAAUACAACCUUCCAGUGCCAUAUCUGCUGCAUCUCCUGGGCCUGGAACCCACCCUUUUAUUGCUUACUAAAUGCUUACAACAUUUAAAGAAGUUGCAAUAUUCAUUAUUUUUCUAGAGUAUACAUAUAUAUUUUUUUAAAUACCUGGAUUAAAGGGGAAGUGGCUGAUGGGCAUUUAGAUCUAUAGUCCCAUGUCAGUAUCCAGUGAUCAGUAUAGCAUAGGAAAUUUUAACUUAAAGAAAAAUAAAAUAAUCAUUGUAUUUAGCAAACUUGAUAUCAUUUUUUUUUUGUAUCUUGGUGAACAAGUUAUGAAUUGUACUCGUGUCAAAAUGUUUGAGAACUCUUGCUUCAUGUUGCAUGUUCACCAGAAUAAGUGGCAUCUAGCACGUUUGUGGGCUGUUAGGGAGCGAGUGUCGCAUUAGACCUCUCACUUGACUCCGUGGAAAUAAAGGGAAUCUAUUGUGAAACAAAGAAUAUAUUUUGUAAUGUCAGUUUACUUUAGUAAAACAAAUUCAA
Molecule: messenger RNA, 2416 nt
Organism: Hyla sarda
Lineage: Eukaryota; Metazoa; Chordata; Amphibia; Anura; Hylidae
Gene: DPF2
Product: double PHD fingers 2
Exons: 12
Coding region: 170-1339 (389 amino acids)
Biological process (GO): nervous system development
Cellular component (GO): nBAF complex
Source: RefSeq, a predicted model, not a curated record